AUGCGGUUCACAGCGAAGGCCGCGGCCCUGGUGGCAUCCAGCAUACCUAGUGCACUGGGCCAGCAUGCCCGGGAUCUGAGUAAUGAAAAGUGGACUCUCAGUAGCGAAGCCUUGAAUCAUACCGUGCCCGGAAGUCUUCCAUCCCACGCCCAUUUGGACCUGUUGAAAGCCGGUGUAAUUGAUGACCCGUAUCAUGGACUCAAUGAUUUCAAUCUUCGAUGGAUCCCGGAGUCUAAUUGGACUUACACCAGUGAGGGGAUUAAGAACUUACUAAAGGAUGUCGAGUCUACCUGGCUCGUUUUUGAUGGACUGGACACUUUUGCAACAGUUGAGUUCUGUGGGAAACACGUCGCUUCAACGAAUAACCAAUACCGCCAAUAUUCUUUCGAUGUCUCUCAGAUUCUGAAGGGCUGCAACGAAGAUCCCGUCUUGAAGAUCAACUUUGGUAGUGCGCCAAACAUCGUGAAUGCAAUUGCCGAGGAUCCUAACUCACCAGUAUGGCCCGACGGAAUACAGCAGACUUAUGAAUAUCCGAACCGAUGGUUCAUGCGCAAGGAACAGUCGGAUUUCGGCUGGGACUGGGGUCCUGCCUUUGCACCCGCAGGACCUUGGAAGCCUGCUUAUAUCGUGCAACUACCGAAGGCGCAAAAUAUUCAUGUCUUAAAUACAGACAUCGACAUCUAUCGAAAAGGGCAGAUCAACCAUCUUCCCCCUGACCAAAGUCAGCCAUGGGUCGUUAAUGCCAGCAUUGACUUUGUGGGCUCUCUUCCGCCCAAUCCGUCCAUGUCUAUUGAAUUCAAAGACACCAAGUCUGGUGAGAUACUCACGUCAAAGCGGAUAGGCAAUGUGACCGUGUCUGGAAAUUCCGUUACUGGUGUGACAGUACUUGGAGGAGUGACUCCGAAGCUCUGGUGGCCACUGGGUCUUGGUGACCAAAAUCUCUACAACAUAACUGUCACUGUUACUGGCCAUCAGAACCAAACCGUGGCCCAUAUCACCAAGAGAACAGGCUUCCGCACAAUUUUCCUCAAUCAACGCAAUAUCACAGAUACCCAGCUUGCCCAAGGUAUCGCACCAGGUGCCAACUGGCAUUUUGAAGUCAACGGACACGAAUUUUACGCCAAAGGCUCCAAUAUCAUCCCGCCAGAUGCUUUUUGGCCUCGGAAUAUGCUCCGUGUUUGGUCAUCUGGCAUAUAUCUCCACGAUUUCAUCUACGACUUAGCUGAUGAGCGAGGCGUUCUUUUAUGGAGCGAGUUCGAAUUCAGUGAUGCUUUGUAUCCGGUCGACGAUGCAUUCUUAGAGAACAUCGCCGCUGAAGUCGUGUACAAUGUCCGUCGUGUCAACCACCAUCCUUCGCUGGCAUUAUGGGCAGGUGGAAACGAGAUCGAGUCACUGAUGCUUCCAACGGUCGAAAAUAAGGCCCCUGAAGAGCAUGCGAAGUAUGUUGGGGAAUAUGAGAAGCUGUAUAUCAGUCUUAUUCUGCCUUUGGUUUACCAAAACACCCGGUCCAUCACAUAUAGCCCUAGCAGCACAACGGAAGGCUAUCUCGACGUCGACUUGUCUGCUCCCGUGCCCAUGGUGGAACGGUAUCACAAUACCACUCCUGGAUCUUACUACGGCGACACCGAUUUCUACAACUAUGACAGUAAUGUCUCCUUUAACUACCAUGUCUACCCAGUGGGUCGCUUCGCCAAUGAGUUCGGAUACCACAGCAUGCCUAGCCUACAAACCUGGCAGCAAGCCGUUGAUCCCGAAGACCUCCAUUUCAACAGUACCACUGUCAUGCUUCGGAACCAUCAUUACCCAGCCGGCGGUACCUUCACCGACAACUUCCACAACACAUCUCUAGGCAUGGGCGAAAUGACAAUCGCAGUGCAGCGGUACUACCCCAUUCCUAACAAGCUGGACUCCGUCGCCAACUUCAGCGCCUGGUGUCACGCGACCCAACUCUUCCAAGCCGACAUGUACAAAUCUGAAAUCCAGUUCUACCGCCGUGGUAGCGGAAUGCCUGAGCGACAACUCGGCUCCCUCUACUGGCAACUGGAAGAUAUCUGGCAAGCGCCGUCAUGGGCCGGCAUCGAAUACGGCGGACGAUGGAAGGUCCUUCACUACGUUUCCAGAGACAUUUACCAGCCCGUCAUCGUCUCCCCGUUCUGGAACUACACCACAGGUGACUUGGACCUCUACGUGACGUCAGAUCUGUGGGAAUCAACAAAGGGCAAGGUAAACCUAACCUGGCUGGACUUAUCGGGCAAGGCUCUCGCCCACAACGCAGGCACACCGGGUUCUGUUCCUUUCAAUGUGGGAUCGCUCAACACCACAAAGGUAUACAGUACCAAUAUUAAGAAUCUUACGCUCUCUAAUCCCAAAGAUGCCGUCCUUGUUCUCUCUCUGUCAGGUGAGGGACAUCUCCCCAACUCGGACGAGAAAACGACAUUCACCCACCAGAACCAUUUCACGCCGGUUUUCCCCAAGGACCUCGCCUUGGUGGAUCCCGGACUUGAACUAUCGUAUGAUUCCAAAGCGAAGAUUUUCACGGUAGAGGCUAAAUCGGGUAUCUCGCUAUACACCUGGCUCGACUAUCCGGCUGAUGUGGUGGGGUAUUUUGAUGAGAAUGCUUUCGUGUUGCUUCCAGGACAGAAGAAGGAAAUUGGCUUUACGGUUCAAGAGGACAAUACUGGAGGGAAGUGGGUGCAGGGGGUUACGGUGCAGAGUCUGUGGAAUCAGACACUUGAGAAGUAG
Messenger RNA from Aspergillus bombycis, 2742 nucleotides. Its product is annotated as beta-mannosidase mndA. The record is from RefSeq and is a predicted model, not a curated record. The transcript has 6 exons. Lineage: Eukaryota; Fungi; Ascomycota; Eurotiomycetes; Eurotiales; Aspergillaceae. Gene Ontology annotation, molecular function: beta-mannosidase activity. The coding region runs from base 1 to 2742 and encodes 913 amino acids. Gene Ontology annotation, biological process: carbohydrate metabolic process; glycoprotein catabolic process.